UGUAAACCCAAUCAGAACACAUACAACUCUCUAGUGGAUUGGUAUUGUAAACUAAACCGUCGGGAGGAGGCGAGUAGUUUCGUUUCCAACCUAUGCAAUCUCGACCCACAUGUAACUAAGGACGAGGAAUCUAGGUUGCUAGAGCGUCUAACCAAGAAAUGGUCUUAGCAAAGAAUGCAGCAGGGCAUGGCAUAAUUCAGCUUGCUCAGGAUCGAUCGGCUGCUCAGUCUGACUCGGUUACAAGUAUUGGUUCUAGAAAUAGUAUUAAUACGAAUAUUCAUAUUCGGAACAGCUCGAGGCCCGGGUUAAGCGGGGAUUCCAGAUUGCCAGGAGCUGUUUUACUUGCUAGAGAAAGGCUUCUGGAGAGAUUGAGAAGUGCCUCUUUACCGACAAACAGGAAUGGUCUUACUGAAGCAUCAGAUGGGAAUCCAGAAAUCUCGACAAGUCAAUCGCAAAGGAUCUCCCUCGUCGAUGCUGACAGGCUGCAUUAGUUCCUGAACUCAGCAAGAGGCCCCCUGGUCUCUCACAGGAGGCAGUCGACCGCUUACAACUUGAGGUUUUUAUGAAUACAGAGCAUAUCAUUGACGAUGACCCGACAACGAUAACGUCAACAGAUUGUAGUAUAUGUCUAUAGAGUUUCACAGACGGAGACAAACUCAUCCAUCUGCCCUGUGAACACAAAUUUCACCAUGCUUGCUAGGACCAAUGGGUUUGAAGUUGUGGAGAUUGUCCAUAUUGUCGACAACGUAUCGAUGUAAACUAAUAUUUUCUAAAGAGUUCGAAAUCUCAACUUGGGAUUUGCAGUAUGUAGAAAGCUUAGAGACUUCAGUUAACAACCAAGUUGUAUUAAUUUUUAUAGUUGAAGUCCAUAUUUGUAUCCUUCUGAGUUCUGAAUUGUGUUGGGACACCAACUUGUGUGGCAGUUUUAAAAGCCAAGAAUGUGUGAAGGAUAUUAUUUUCUUGGUUUUAA
This is a messenger RNA of Momordica charantia (bitter melon), 970 nucleotides long. The record is from RefSeq and is a predicted model, not a curated record. Lineage: Eukaryota; Viridiplantae; Streptophyta; Magnoliopsida; Cucurbitales; Cucurbitaceae.